Saccoglossus kowalevskii is the source of this 1302-nucleotide messenger RNA. RefSeq names its product abl interactor 2-like. Gene Ontology annotation, molecular function: SH3 domain binding; signaling adaptor activity. NCBI's taxonomy places the organism in Eukaryota, Metazoa, Hemichordata, Enteropneusta, Harrimaniidae. Gene Ontology annotation, cellular component: actin-based cell projection; lamellipodium; SCAR complex. Gene Ontology annotation, biological process: neuron migration. The record is from RefSeq and is a predicted model, not a curated record.
AUGUCGACGCUGUAUACAUUAGUUCACAGUGAUAUCCCUACCGGACGUCAGGCGUUGCGGGACAGUCACGCAAAUUUGGAAAGAAUUGCUGAUUACUGCGAACAAAACUAUGUUGAGUCAAAUGACAAGAUGGCUGCCUUGGAAGAAACCAAAAGUUACACAACCCAGUCCUUAGCCAGUGUAGCGUACCAAAUCAAUACGUUAGCAACCAAUAUGUUACAAAUGCUGGAUUUACAAGCAACACAAAUGGCACAUCUUGAAUCUGACGGUAACAUCUUAGCUCAUGCUGUCAAUAUACAUAAAGAAGAGGUAGCAAAUCGAGCAAUUAAAACCAUGGCAACGAAGAGUAGUAUCACACGUACACAGAGAAUUGUUUUCCCAUCUGUUCGAGAAGCAUCUAUUAAAUAUUCUCGGAAACCAAUUGACCAAUCGCGACUAGACGAUAUUGGUCAUGGUGUGAAAGUAUCAUGUGAGAUCACGAGCAACACAGUUACCGACAACGUGAAAGGAAGCUCAGCUACUGGUGCAUCCGACAAAGAAUCACGCCCAGCGCCAAAACCACUGACGUCAACUAGCAACAGUGGUUUUCCUUCUGUUGAUAUACCGCCGCCACCGCCACCGCCGCCACCACCAACACCCACAACAAUAUCAACGACCCAUGCAUCUUCUCCUGGUGUGGUGGGAAGCAACCCUUCCAAUGCACCAAUACCGCCUCCCCCACCUCCCCCACCACCACCACCACCACUACCAGGGCAGUCACAACCACAACAACCCAUACCUUCACCAUCAACACCACAAUCACAACGAUUGUCAGAUUCGGGAACAGAAGAGAGUCAGUAUGCCCCAAGUAUGGCUGAUUUAUCAAAACGAAAAGAACAACGAUCUUCCCACCGAGCAGUGCCUCCAAAGGCGGUCAUUUCAGACACACGGAGAAUUUCUGGAGCAGAGAUAAAAGAACCGUCAUCAGAGUAUACGCUCUCAGACUUAGAAACUUUACCCCCGCCAAUGCCCGACCUCUUCUCUGUAAGACAAAGCACUUCUUCAUUUGCAGAAGUGGAACUGCCUCUUCCACCUUCGCCGCAGCAACGUUAUUCAUCCCAGCCAGGGGAAUAUGAUGCGGCACCCUUGCCUGCUCCUCCUGUAGAUACCAAUUGGCUCCCGCGGCUGUCAUCAAUUCAUAUGGAAAAAGUAAAGGCUACCUACGAUUAUGAAAAAAGAGAAGACGACGAGUUGUCUUUUAAAGAGGGAGAUAUUAUCUCUGUAAUCGAUACUACCGAUGCAAAUUGGUUAUCAGGUUUCUAG